This is a messenger RNA of Carassius gibelio (silver crucian carp), 2714 nucleotides long. RefSeq names its product probable G-protein coupled receptor 174. The record is from RefSeq and is a predicted model, not a curated record. Gene Ontology annotation, cellular component: membrane. Gene Ontology annotation, biological process: positive regulation of Rho protein signal transduction; phospholipase C-activating G protein-coupled receptor signaling pathway. The transcript is spliced from 2 exons. Lineage: Eukaryota; Metazoa; Chordata; Actinopteri; Cypriniformes; Cyprinidae. Gene Ontology annotation, molecular function: G protein-coupled receptor activity. Bases 630 to 1619 code for a protein of 329 amino acids.
GAAAAUUGUUUUUUUGUUUGUUAUUUUUGCUCAUAAGAACAGAUCAGGCAACACUGAGAUAAAUAGCAGAAGUAGGAAUUUAAGAAAGCAACUGAAUACUGUUCACUCCCCCACAGGAAACUACAGACAUAAUAAAUGAGUCAGUGUGAGCUGACAGAAACAGAAAGCACAACGCCUGAGAUACAAGAUCAAGGAUAUAUAAUAUAUAUAAACAUUUAAAAAAAUAAAAUACAUCUGAGCUGUUUCACAGACGAAGCGCUUCCCAAGCGAGAGACUGGAGUGAUGUAGAUGGUGAGAAACGGAGUUAAUCUGUGAAACGUUACCGGCUUUGAGUUGAGAGCACAUGUUGAUGGGCUGAUGUGUGUUCCUCUCAGACAGCGCUUUAUUUACAAGAAGAGGAAACGCUGAAGCUACAGCUCUCCGGUGCGUCACAUGUGGAAGAGACAAUGCCAGGAGGCUAUUUCUGGGAUUUUCUCAAGGAUCUUUCAAAUAACCUGAUUUUGAGUAGCUAUUUUUGUGUUUCCUAAACGCUGAGAGGUGACAACGUGUGCCAUCCCAAAACUACAGUGCUAUGCCAAGCUGAACCUUUGCAGAGUUAGUGAGAGGACUCUUGAUUUAAUGAGAGGAAGAUGAAUGUUGGCAGUGAGCUCCAAGAAAACUCAACUAAAGAAUAUCAGCAUCAGAUCUACGCCGUCUUCUACACAGUGAUUCUUGUUCCUGGACUGAUCUGCAAUGUUCUCGCACUCUGGGUUUUUUACGCCUACAUAAAGGAGACAAAGAAGGCUGUUGUAUUCAUGAUUAACCUGGCCGUCGCUGAUCUGCUGCAGGUGCUGUCACUACCUCUGCGCAUUUACUACUAUUUGAACAACUCGUGGCCUUUCGGCGAUGCCGCCUGCCUGCUCUGUUUCUAUCUGAAAUACGUCAAUAUGUACGCCAGCAUCUACUUCUUGGCCUGCAUCAGUCUGAGACGCUGUCGACUCAUUAUCCAGCCGCUGCACUGCGUGGCCUCCAAGAGACGGAGGGAGCGUGGCUUGUGUUUAAUCGGGUGGUUCAUCGUGUGUCUGGGAUGCCUUCCCUUCCCUCUUCUGCGGAAACCCAACACCAACUCCACACACUGCUUCGCCGAGCUGCCCAUGACGCGGCUGAACACAGUGCUAGGAGCGUCUCUGGUGACAUUCGCGGAGCUGGUGGGUUUUCUGCUGCCGCUGGUCAUCGUGGUCACCUGCUCGUUGCUGACCGCUGCCAGUCUGCGGCAGAAGUCCUGUGUGCCGCAGGACACUGGGGAGAAGCACAAGGCGCUCAAGAUGGUGCUGAGCUGUGCCGGUGUGUUCCUGGUGUGUUUCGUGCCCUAUCACAUCACCUUCCCUUUAGACUUCUUGGCCAAAUCAAACUACACAUUCAGCUCAUUAGAGUUCAAGAACGCCGUGCUCCACGUUCAUCCGGUCACCCUGUGUCUCGCGAGUCUGAACUGCUGUCUGGACCCAGUCAUGUACUACUUCACUACUGAUGAGUUCAAGCGCCGUCUGUCCAGGCCAGAGUUUCAAGAAAGUUUGCCAUUACAGCAGAGAACUUCUCUCUCCACAAACGCUACAGUGUUAAACCAGACAGAUGAAGAAUAGUGACAGGGACAGAGCGCUUUCUGUGAGUACGACUGAUGCACUCCCAACAUUUCUCUUGAGAGAUCCAGGAAUGGGUGAAAGGACAUUUAUUUAACCCCAAAACAGGAAUACUGUGAAAUAUUAUUAUAUUUCUAAUUUUCUACUUAUAUAUUUUAAGAUGUACUGUAUUUCUGUGAUGCUCCGCUGUAUUUUCAGCAUCAUUCCUCCAGUCUUCAGUGUCACAUGAUCUUCAGAAAUCAGAAUAAUAUGAUGAUCUACUGCUCAAGAAACAUGAAGAUUAUUACCACGUCUAUGUGCUUCCUCUUUUGUGUGUGUGUAAAUCAAGUGUGCCGCAUACUUUGGAUGGGUGCAGGGAUCCUGAAAUACGGAUCGAUACUGAUGUCAGUUUUAAGGUGGAUCGUCCCAUUGGGGAAAUUUGUCUUGGGCCCAUCUUCACCUGCUGCAGUCAGCUCACAAUUAACACACUAUCAUCAACAAAUACAAACAAUAGCAGCAAAAAUAACACAGCAAUAAACAAAUAAACCUGAUACUGUAUUAAAAAUUACAAUUACAGCUCCAUACUGCCACUAUUUGACAUCUUUAUAGACACAGUAAAGCAUCGAGUUUGAUAUAAGUUUUGAAAGUAUUGAUACUCAAAUAAAAUAUAUUGAUACUUAGGUGUGUUUUAUUUACCAGUGAUUUUUUUUAACAAAAAGUAAAGAAAUGAAAUAAAAAUAACAAUGUGUACAAUAUGCAUUGAAUUGGACAAUAUCCUGUCAGUGAAUAAUUGUGUAUUCAUAAUAAAAAAAUUGAAAUUAUAGCUUAGUUUGUGCAGUUACAUUUAAAGUGAAUAUUAAAAGUUCAUUUUAGUCAUGUUCUAUUACAAAAUAUUAAUAUAAAUUCUAGACUGUGAGAAUAGAAAGGUUGCGUCAGUGUGCAUGUGUGCAAAACCAUGGUGUUACUAAAGUGACCACAGUCCAACUACCGUAUCACUCCAGUAAACACAUGAUGUGCUCCAGAACGAAUCAACCAAAUACAGAACUGGAACAUAUUUAGCUUAUUAUACAGCACUUCGUUUCAGUCCUUUAGAGGCCAAGCUUGUGUGUGUUCAGCGUC